AUGGACACCUGGACCCUGUGCUGUUUCGUAUUUGUGACAACUAGUGCCUCUUCCACUCUUCCCCACUUUGGUCCGCCAUCGACAGCGAAACGAAAUGAAAGCUAUCUGCGAAGUGAAAGCGGUAACCGACCGCAAAUUGCUUUUUUUUCGCGAUCCACUGAUCACUAUCCAGCGGUUACCGAAUAUGUGGAUCAUCACUGGAAGCCGUCGGGUGCAUCGUGA
This is a messenger RNA of Gongylonema pulchrum, 222 nucleotides long. NCBI's taxonomy places the organism in Eukaryota, Metazoa, Nematoda, Chromadorea, Rhabditida, Gongylonematidae. The record is from the annotation of a GenBank genome assembly.